AUGGAACCUCAAUCUCCAACCCUCAACUCCACCUCCACCGUCGACACUUCUCGUCCUUUCAGCUCCGUCAAAGAAGCCGUAGCCAUAUUCGGCGAACGCCUUCUCCUCGGAGAAAUCUACUCCUCAACCCCAAGUCCAAAGCCGUUGAGGCGAGAGGCUUCGUGGAGGUUGUCAUCAUCAACAUCAACACCAACACCAACAGCAACACCAACGCCAACGCCACCAAGUCCAGUGAAAUCCAGAAAAGAGCAAGAGAAGGGGAAUUCGAAUUCGGUUCUUGAAACAAUAAAGAAGCUGGAGGCGGAGCUUGAGGAAACGAAGGUGGAGCUGAAGCUGCUGAAGGAAAGAGGGAGCGAAACGGAGGUGGCGUUGGCGACGCUGAACGCGGAGCUUCACAAGAACAUGUCAAAGUUGGCUCAAGCUGAGGCGGCGGCGGCGGGGAAGGCGGCGGCGGCAACAAAGACGGUGAGGUUCGAUAUUGGGAGAGAAGAGAUAGUGGAAGUAGAGAAAGAGAAGAAGAAUGAGUACCUGAGAAGGAUGGAAGAUUCAGGGAGAUUGAAACUGGGUGAGAUAAUAAGUCUGGGAGAAAAAGACCAUAUUUUUGGAGGGAAAAAAGUGAGGAAGCAGAAACCCAUUAUCCCUCUUGUUGGGGACUUGUUCUUCAAGAGAAAAGGCUCUUCUGCUACCAAUCACCAUAAUCCUCUUUAUGCUUCUCCUUUCUAA
Messenger RNA from Abrus precatorius (Indian licorice), 723 nucleotides. Its product is annotated as WEB family protein At3g51220. NCBI's taxonomy places the organism in Eukaryota, Viridiplantae, Streptophyta, Magnoliopsida, Fabales, Fabaceae. The record is from RefSeq and is a predicted model, not a curated record. The transcript has a single exon. Bases 1 to 723 code for a protein of 240 amino acids.